Messenger RNA from Diaporthe batatas, 6195 nucleotides. RefSeq lists its product as uncharacterized. The record is from RefSeq and is a predicted model, not a curated record. The transcript is spliced from 2 exons. NCBI's taxonomy places the organism in Eukaryota, Fungi, Ascomycota, Sordariomycetes, Diaporthales, Diaporthaceae. Gene Ontology annotation, molecular function: protein binding. Bases 504 to 5963 code for a protein of 1819 amino acids.
CUUGGGCAGUCAGAGCUCCACCCUCUCUAAACCACAACGCGGGAUCUCCCUGACGGACGGGUCGAAAUUAUUCCUCCAACAUACAAAGAACAGGACUGCGCAGCCUGCAGCCAUCUGACCAUCAACUUCCUUUACAGUAUCAAUUGCCAGGGCCGCAUCGCCAAUUUGUUGUUUCUGUCAAUCGCAGGCGACUCCACCACCACCGUACUGUAUACAGUGCCAACACACCCUGCAAGCGACUGCAUGACCCGCUUGAUCGCAGAACAGAUACCCAGCAAGGUAUCCGCAGUCCGAGGCUGGCCCAUUCUCAGCGCGUCACCACCCUGUCACCCUGUGCACAUCUUCAAUCGCACACAUCGCGAGGCAGCGACCAACGUUGGCUGCAUCUCUCCGCCACUAUCUGACCGUGCCUCUCUGAUUGAUCGCGACGGCCAUACGGACUUCAUGGGUGCGAGCUGAUCUUGACGCGACAAUCAGCCCAGCUGUGGGAGCCAGCCGAAACCAUGUCGUCGCAUGCCUGGCUUGACUCUCUAUCCGAGGACUGGCCCUCGGAGCCAGACUCUCCCGCCAACUCCAAGCCCCCAACCAGGAACGGCACAACGAAAUCGAGUAUCAGGGCCAGCGGAACCAAGAUUCCACGCCCAUCCAGUGGCCAUAGCGCUAGUAGAAGGUUGUCGGCUACACCUAAUCGGAACAGCAGCGCUGCGCUCAACGAGCGGAGCCCCAGCGACAUUAACGUUCCCGCACAGCUGUCCAAGCGGACUCCAUCGAAACUCUCUCACGAGGUCAGGUCUCAUCUCCCUCGAGGCCGCACGGCGAGCAGGUCCAUAUCUGGCAUAUCUUGCUCUCCAGCAGGAUCUGUUGUCCACAACACCGUUCACCGCCAGUCACUCAGCUCAUCGCCCGACAAGAGGAAAUACGACACUCCAGAAUGGAAGCGAAGACUGAUUUACGGCGAAUGUGCAUAUGGUGAGAAACUUGACCUGUUCACUUCCGCUGGGACCGGACUCGAGGGCAUGUUCAAGCCCCCGGUCCCCGUAAAGUCGGCUUCUGGCCUUGCAGAUGAAGACCGCAGUAACUUGCAGAGGAACAACACAACAUUACCUUCUAGUCCACCAGAAAUCGCAGGGAACUAUUCCAACUACGAGGUCUUCUCUGAUCGAUACUCGGAACAGGAAUUGCCCGAGCCCAUUGGAGCAACCCAGUCCAAGGGCCGCUCGGUCAGGUAUAAGCUAGCCGACGAGGCGGAAUCCGACGCGAGCGAGCUCAGCGACAUGUCGGUUCGACGACACGUGCCACAUAUAAACGCACAAGCAGAUAGCAGCCGGUCCUCAGCACAAUUCCUGGCCCCAGCCACUGCCGGUGCCGAGUCGCGGAAAACCAGCAGUCAAAGUGCGGCACGCCAUGAGGACUUCAGUCCCAUCUUCAUCGGUAGGCGGGGGGCCGAAGAUGGCAAGAAUGACUUUUCUGCGCUGGAUCUAUCACCUUCAGUCCUGUAUGAGCGUCUUGAGAGGCUCCAGAAGGACCGGGCCCGCACAAGCGGCUCUGAGCACGGUCACUCAUCCACCGCAGGAGGCAGGUCCCAAGGAACAGCAGCCACAGAUGGUGUUCAGCGACUUGGCAGCUAUGUCAACAUCCGUAGGGGUGGUCAGUCGGCUGAAGGCUCCUUUCAGCAUCGCGUCUUGACACCAGCAUUGGGUAACACGUCAGAUAUGCUCCCGGAGGAAUCUCUCCAAGCAAGCACUCCUAAACAAUUUCCGAGCCUACGCGGCAACAAGCCAGACUUGCAGGAUAUGUCAUCUGGGACGCCGAUUGUGCCCGCUCCGCCGUUUCCGAGCCCGGAAAAGAAGCAACUUCGUGCGCAGGCCAAUGGUGCCAGUCCCCUGAAACUUUUUGGGCCGUACGAUACCUUCACAAACCAAAUCUUGGUGAGGCGAAUCAGUCAGUUCGAAGACCCAAACAUGUCGCCCACAUCAGAAAAGCCUCCAGUCCUUGGUAAACAACCCUCUCUGGGAACUACGUCGAAGAAUACUACGGAUGCGGACAUCAGACCGCAAUCGAGUGAGGAAGAUCCAGAACCGAAUUCGGGCCAGCGUAAAAGGCAGACUAGGUCUGUCAGCCAGUUUGGGGCAGGAGAGCUUGAUGGCUUUGAAUUUGACGAGGACUUCUCCCGUCUUUCAAAUGAUUCUGACGAUGAGUUUCUUGUGCAUCGGUCGGUGACAUUCGAUGGCACAGCGGACUCCUCGCCUUCAGGAACCGCCAAUAUCUCCAUUGCAAAACGACGGCAGCAACCGGAAAACAUCUCCUCGGCAAACUUCAGAACACUCUCGGGGGCCGCCUCGCGAGCUGCAUCUGCUCUGCUGGCAGCAACCCCAAAACACCAGAUCCACGACCAUGAGUACAAGAGACCGCGAACAUCACCUACCAAAGACCCGACACCCAAGCGCAGAAGAACUUUGCACGAGUCUGACAUCUCAUUCGGGGCUGGAGACGAGCAUAUGCUAGAAUCAACACAGACCACGCACCAACAUAUGCAAGUGGUCAUUGGGAGGAAGCCUUCUCGCAAGGUCCUCCGCGUUCGAACUCCGACCCCAAGUCCAAGCCAGAGGUCGUCAGUCCAAAAAGAACAGCACCCUUACGAUCAGUUACACGUUCCCGACAGUGACGGUGCGAGACGUGUUCGGAAAGGAAUGCAGAAGGCCCAGCAUCAACCCAAAUUCCCUGCCGGUGGAGGCAGGAAGCCGUCCAUCAGAACAGAAGACUUCAUCAACGAGGCCCACCGCAUCAUGGCAGCUAUCAGAGGAGAGAAUGGUACGCGUAGUGGCCUCACAAGCGUCGAAGAGUCCGAGUCGGAGAACACUAGGCAGGACAUCCGGGAGCCAGCUUGGCCAGAUUCUUCGUUUCAAGAGUCCACUCGAGAACCAUUUUCUCGACCGCCAAGCCGUGACGGAAAGCCCAUUCCGAGGGCCAUCAAUCGACAACAAAAUCCUGACCUAGUGAACCAUUUGAAGAAGUACGAGGAGCAUAGCGACAUGGGUGAUAUCAUCGCCUCAUCUCUACGGUCACUCGGUGUCUCUAAGGAAGAUAUUCAGGCAGUACAAGCUCUGGAGUACCGCUCACAUAGCUCCAUGUCGGAGGCAUCUGAGCACAGCGUCUUGCGGCAUAAUGAAAUUGUCAGCGACCCACCCAACAUACGCAUUUCUGAGAAUCCUCAUCGCUAUGAACAUACUACUUCAGCUGAACAGGCACAGCAAUUUCGAGACCGACUCCCCUCUCACAGUUCAGGCUCCGAAUCCGGCAUUUCUACGGGACAGUCAGUACGAACUGGUUCCUCCCGGGGCUCAGAUACUAGGAGGACCAUCGCACCACAAAGUGUGUCACAUCUCAUUCCUGACCAGGUCGGCAACAUGAUUUUAGAUAGACAGCGAAACGUUUGGGUGAAAAGCAACAAGGUACAUGCGACCCGCACGAAGAGAAGCAACACUCUCGCCUCCGAGAACAGUGAGGACGACCCGUUUGCCGAUAUUCCCGAUUUGACUGUGGAUGCGACGAGAGAGCUGCAAAACCUGAAAGAUAAACAGACUCGGCAAAGUGAAUCUGGCAAGCAGUUCUUUGGUCCAGAUAAGUUCACGGGGAGUCCAGAACAGUCAGUGCGAGGCCAGUCUCUCAAGUCCAUUCUUGUUAGAGAUUUUGCGGAGAAGCCAAGCAAGAACGGAUCCAUGCGAUCGACCAGUAGACUUAUAAGCAAGUUUGCUGAAGCCGAAAAUGAGGAUGUCGAGCACGAGAUCACAAUUCACGAAGACCGGCUGGAAGAGUCGUCACCUCGGCGACGAAUGACCAUCAGCUUUUCUUCCCCAAUUGCAUCCAUCAUACAAGAUGUGGUUUCCGGAAGCGGCCCCGAAGAAAACAACACCAGUAUGUUCGAACAAUCUGUGGCAGACAUACUCCAGUCAAAAGGGAGGCACAGCCGCCGUGCUACUCCCCAUCACUCUCUCAACAGUCACAGCGGGCCACGACCACGAAAUUCGUCAAGUGCACCAUCACGCCACAUGUCGGUCAAAGGAGCGUCAUUUGUACCUCGACCGGUAUCGGUCAUCGAGGAGGAGAGUGAUGAGAAGAGCUUCGCGGAUAGAACACAACUGAGCAAGGGCGGGGGCCGGAGCAUUACGGAAGAGAAGCCUCCUCAAAGUCGCCAGGCAAGUGUGAGCAUAAUGUUCAAAACACCUGGUCGGCCCAAAUCAAGACUUCGACCAGACAAUGCGGAAACACUCAGCCAUCAAAUCGGCAAUCUGUCACUGAGUCCCAUAUCCGACUUCACUGCACACCAGGACCGCUCGUAUGCCUUUGAGGUGAGCUACCUUGUCGAGGACCAGAAUCUUGUCACGGGCGACACCACGCGGAAGCGCAUGUCCCAGACAGUCCGUCAUCUGGUCAGCAAACUUGCGGAGGUUGAACCAUUUGAGCCGUAUUGGGAGGACUUGAAAGAGAUCGCACUCCGUGAGAAGGACCUGGGAAGUUUGCACACGCUAGACCGGUUUUGUGGAAGCCUUGUCAAAAUCGAUGCCUCGCACAAUACGAUCAGGGCUUUGGAUGGCAUCCCAUCAACCACUCGCGAGCUGACCAUCACCCACAACCUGCUUAGUGAGCUGACUGCUUGGGAUCGACUGGGAAACUUGCAGUACAUUAACGUCUCGAACAACGACAUCAAGAGUCUCUCAGCGUUCAACGGUUUGGUCCAUCUGCGUGGCUUGGUCGCAGACAAUUGCGGGUUGGCAAAUCUGGACGGGGUCAGGUUCCACGACUCACUGUUGACCUUGCGAGCCAGGGGAAAUUCCAUUGAGAAGCUCAAUUUCGACGGUACGAAUCUGCAAAGGCUGACCAGCCUUGAUCUGGAGAGCAACAGGAUACGGGAAAUCGAGAACCUGCACGAGCUUUCCUCCUUGACCUAUCUCAACCUGAAAGGGAAUCAGCUGGUCAAGUUCAGCUCCGCCGAGCCACUCGUGCUGAAACACUUGAUCAUCAGCGACAACAAGCUGAGAAAGGUUGAUGUCACCUCGAUGCCCCGCCUUCACCUGCUGUAUGCGGAUCGCAACAAGCUUACAACAGUCGCUGGCCUGUCUCGAGUGCCGCAUCUGGACAGUCUAUCGCUUAGGGAGCAGGGCGGUUCAAAGCCUUUCGACUUGGCCUUCUUGGAGACUGCGUACGAGGUUCGGAAGCUGUUCCUUUCGGGGAACCACCUGGGGCUCUUUGACCCGCCACGCGACUUCCUCAACCUUCAGCUCCUGGACCUGGCGAACUGCGGCCUGCAACGUCUACCUGAUAACCUAGGACAACUAAUGCCCAACCUACGUGUGGCCAAUCUUUGCUUCAACGGGCUGUCUGAUGUCAGUGGUCUCUCGAGCAUCCCACGACUCAAACGGCUGUUGCUUGCAGGCAAUCGGCUGGCCAACGUGAAACCCCUGCUCGGCGUCUUGGGCCAGUUCCCCUGGCUGACAGAGGUCGACUUACGUGACAAUGUGAUCACACAGGGCUUUUAUCCUCCCAUGCGCGUAGUUCUCCAGGAUGGAGAAACGCAAACAGCCGACAUCUUCAAGCUUCCUGAUGCGGACCCUGAGCGGGAUGCAAGGUAUUGCCGUCGCCUGGAUAUGGAGACACGGAUCCAGCGGCGAGUAUACGAACGGAAAUGUGUGCAGUCGUGUAAACAUCUGCAGAAGCUGGACGGACUGCCAGCGAAUAAGAAGAUAAGGCAUAUAAGAGAUGUGGUCUGGAAGAACAUGGCGCUGAGAGGAAUGCUGCUUCAGCCCGACGGUUUGCCGUUCGACUUAUCUCAGUACGAGCUCGAGAAGGAAGAAGACCCCACUUCGUAUGUCAGUGAUGACGGUGGCGAAAGCGAGAAGGGCAAGGCGAAGUGCGCUGUCGAUGAGAGUGGACGCUGGGGCAUCGAGGAUAGCUUUGCGGGCUGAUGCGCUACAUGCCACCAGCGGCAAUUGUCAGUCUCAUCAUCAAGCAGAAUGGGCGUUUGGUGUUAGGGACUUAGCAUGCCAUUUUUAUUUACGGUCAAGGCAAGGGUUCAAUAUCCUGUGUGUUUCCUGGGUGGUAGCACGCUGUCUUGGUUUACGAGCAUACAGAUAUGUACAUAUAUUGGGAUUACAGGCGCGUGGGUGCUUGAGCUACCGCGAUGGGUGUUCAUCAUGA